UCCGUAAACAGUUGUAUAAUCAAAAUUGAGUGCAUCGACUGAUGUGAUGAAAUCAUUAAACAAAUCUUAUAAUAAGGUCGACUCCAUUGGAAAGCAUUGUCAGCACUGGAACUCCAUAUCAGUAGACAUCACAACCAGCACUGCAUACUUCCUAUUAGUUGUUUAUAAAACGCUUUUAUUCAUCACAUUAUUUAUACCGAAAAAUGUCUGCAUUAGAGCCGGUUGUGAUUGCGUGACAUUUGAUGACACAUUCAAUAAAGAGUACGGUAUGUUUACAUCACCCAACUUUCCCGUCCAGUACGAGGACGGCAUAGACUGUUUGCUAUACAUAUUCAUUGCCGACACCAACCAAAUGGUGAAAAUAACUUUCCAAACGUUUGAUGUGUCUAACGGUCCACAAAAAACCGAUCAAACUAUUGACAAUUGUCUGAGCGGUGAUUACGUCAAAUUGUUUCUCAAUCAGCCAUCGGGUGAUACAGCUAUCAAUGAGUACAGCGAAUGGAGUGCCGUAAUGUGUGGCCGAUCGCUGGCCGACGCCCGUAGGACUCAUUAUUCGACCGAUUCGGUUCUGGUCUUUGAGUUUCAUACGGACGAAAUCAGUACCAAUAGCACCGGCUUUAGCGGUAUCUAUCAGUUCGUCAAUAAAUCCAGUUUUGUUACCGAUGGCCAACUGCUAAGUGGUUCGCAGUGUGACUACGGUUUUAUACGACUGUCCACUAAUGACUCCAUGUCCGGCCAUUUUUAUUCGCCAAAUUACCCGUCAAAAUAUCCGCCAAAUGUCAACUGUGGGUAUCAUUUCUUUGCCAAAUACAACGAAAAAAUUAAAAUAGUCUUCGAGUCCAUUCAGCUCAUGGAUAACGAUCAAAGUUGUCGCUACAGUGAGGAUGUCAUACAAGUUUAUGACGGCAAAGAUUUAACUGCACCACUAAUCGCUCAAUUAUGUAAUCGCCAGACAUAUGUACCAAUAAUAUCGAGUGGACCCGACCUAUACAUCGAGUUCAAGACCAGUUCCACUCAUCCGCUUUAUAAUGGUUUCAAAGCCUCCUAUUUGUUUGAACCCAACGAAACUAAUCAACAAUUAGUGUAUGCCAUCAGCACCACUACCAUAGAUACUAAUAAACUAGAGAUCAGUCAAAUACCACAAACAGAGCCGGUUGAAGAUUUGCUUCAUAAGGAUGAGACCACACAAUCAUCUAAAACUAACAAUUGUGAUCAACAUAUAGACAGUUUAGUAUCAAAAAAUGGCACCUUUACAUCACCCAACUAUCCCGAGACAUACCAGAGUAAUAUUCACUGUACGUAUCAUUUCAAUGGUCGCGGCAAAGAAAGGAUCCAAAUAUUGUUUACCGAUUUUGACCUAUACUUACACAACGAGUUUGGACCCAUCAGAGAUUGUGAGGGCGUAGAUGUGGUGAUGGUUUUCAUCACAAUUAAUGGCCAUAAAGAGAGAAUCGAUAACUUUUGCGGCCAAAAGCUGCCGUCUCAGCUCAUGUCUAACGGCCCCUCAAUGACUGUUGAAUUCAAGUCAACUCAAGCCAUCCGUAAAAAUAAAGGAUUCCGUGCAAUUUAUCGAUUUGUUAAUAACUUUGGUAUAACUGGUGGUACACCUGAUGACAGAGAGACAGUCUGUGGUUUUAUCUUCAACAGUACAAUACAUCCAAACGGUUCAUUCACAUCACCCAAUUAUCCCGGUCUAUACCCACGUGAUACUGAAUGUCAUUAUCAUUUUUAUGGACAGUCUAACGAAAAAGUUCACAUAACGUUUGCCUAUUUUGAUGUCGAAGGAGUUCCACCCUGCGAUUCAAAUACUGCCAGUGAUUACGUUGAGUUCAGUAAUUAUCAGACCGUUGACCGGAAAAUGUCGCGAAAUUGUGGCGUAAAGACACCGAAGAAUGUCAAGUCUGACAACAAGUUCUUUCGUAUCGCUUUCAAGACUAACGACAAGUUUGACGGCACAGGCUUUGAGGCUUUCUAUCAGUUCCGGGCCAACGAUGAUACAAGUACUAGUAUUCAAAAAAUAUCUACUUUUGCCACAAGUCAUGCCAAAGAUACAAGUAAUUACUGUUUACGAUCACAGCUCACAAUCAUUAUAUCGCUAAUCAUUAUUUCAUGGCAUUUGAAGCGAGCUUUCAAUUUGUUAUUUGCUUUUUAA
Molecule: messenger RNA, 2152 nt
Organism: Oppia nitens
Lineage: Eukaryota; Metazoa; Arthropoda; Arachnida; Sarcoptiformes; Oppiidae
Product: suppressor of lurcher protein 1-like
Exons: 15
Coding region: 47-2152 (701 amino acids)
Cellular component (GO): plasma membrane
Source: RefSeq, a predicted model, not a curated record